CAGGCGAGGGAGAUGCCGGGCUGAACAGGGUCGCAGUGCCCUCGCGUCGCCGACCGAGAUUGUGACGGCCGUCCCGACGACGUGAAGGGCUUUCUCACUAAUGACUUUGUUGGAGGGUUAGGGGGCCAUGACUGCACCGCCCAUCCAUCCACUCGGGGUAGUGGCCCAGUGGCCGCCUCGUAGGAAUGCCCGGUCGGCGCGACGGGCGCGUGGGUCUCCGUCUCUCGCGCCUAGUGGGUGCGUAGUAACAGACGGGCAACGUCCCGGAGUCCCCAGCUGAGGGGCCUCGUCGCCUCACCAGCACCCCAGGGCCGUUUGAGGUGCUACGAGCCCGAUAGCGCCCCUCCAAGGCCGCACUGCGCGGCCUCCCUGCACUUCCGCCUUCCGGGCGGGAGGGCCGGUGCGCCUGCGCGCGCGCCCCGCACCGGCGGAAGUGGCUGCGAGCUCGGGGCUCGGCGGCCGGGAGUGCGGGGUGUGCCGGGCGGCGGGCGGGGCGGAGCGCGGGAGGCGGAGGCGGGAGGGAGGCAGCACCGCGCGAGCCGACGACGGAGACCGGCCACUCCGCAUCUCCUGCCCGCCCUGCCUGCCUGCCCGCUGGCCCCGCGUCUCACGACCCCCUUACGGUGCGGGGAGGCUCCUCUUGGCCCCGAGGUCGCGGGGCGCCAUCGCCCGCGAGCUCCCCCGCGGAUGCUGCUGCUGCUGGGGGUGGUGGGAGCAGCCGAGGGACGCGUGGCCAGGAGCGGGGGGUGACGGCAGCCCGGGACCCCGGGGGCUUCGCGUCCCUUGUCCACACUUCCCCCGAGUGUGGCCGUGGCUGACCCUAAAGACUUGCAGCCACCAACCCGAGUGCAGUUUCGAUGGAAAAUGAAGGUUGCACGUUUUCAAAAACUACCUAAUGGUGAAAAUGAGACAAUGAUUCCUGUAUUGACAUCCAAAAAAGCAAGUGAAUUACCAGUCAGUGAAGUUGCAAGCAUUCUCCAAGCUGAUCUUCAGAAUGGUUUAAACAAGUCUGAAGUUAAUCAUAGGCGAGCCUUCCACGGCUGGAAUGAAUUUGACAUCAGUGAAGAUGAGCCACUGUGGAAGAAGUAUAUUUCCCAGUUUAAAAACCCCCUUAUCAUGCUGCUUCUGGCCUCUGCAGUCAUCAGCGUCUUAAUGCAUCAGUUUGAUGAUGCCGUCAGUAUCACUGUGGCAAUACUUAUUGUUGUUACAGUUGCCUUUGUUCAGGAAUAUCGUUCAGAAAAAUCUCUCGAAGAAUUGAGUAAACUUGUACCACCAGAGUGCCACUGUGUACGUGAAGGAAAACUGGAGCAUACACUUGCCCGAGACUUGGUUCCAGGCGAUACUGUCUGUCUCUCUGUCGGCGACAGAGUUCCUGCCGACUUACGCUUGUUUGAGGCGGUGGAUCUUUCCAUUGAUGAAUCCAGCCUGACCGGAGAGACAACCCCUUGUUCCAAAGUCACAGCCCCCCAGCCGGCUGCAGCUAAUGGGGCCCUCGCGUCCAGAAGCAACAUCGCCUUCAUGGGAACUCUGGUCAGGUGUGGCAAAGCAAAGGGUAUUGUCAUUGGAACAGGAGAAAAUUCUGAAUUUGGGGAAGUUUUUAAAAUGAUGCAAGCAGAAGAGGCACCGAAGACCCCUUUGCAGAAGAGCAUGGACCUCUUGGGAAAACAGCUGUCGUUCUACUCCUUCGGAAUAAUAGGUAUAAUCAUGUUGGUUGGCUGGUUACUAGGGAAGGAUAUCCUGGAAAUGUUUACUAUUAGUGUGAGUCUGGCUGUCGCAGCAAUCCCUGAAGGUCUCCCCAUUGUGGUCACUGUGACACUGGCCCUUGGCGUGAUGAGAAUGGUGAAGAAAAGGGCCAUUGUGAAAAAACUGCCUAUUGUAGAAACUCUGGGCUGCUGUAAUGUGAUUUGUUCAGACAAAACUGGCACAUUGACAAAGAAUGAAAUGACUGUAACACACAUAUUCACUUCAGAGGGUCUACAUGCUGAGGUCACUGGUGUUGGCUAUAAUCAGUUUGGAGAAGUGAUUGUUGACGGUGACGUGGUUCAUGGCUUCUAUAAUCCAGCUGUUAGCCGAAUUGUUGAGGCCGGCUGCGUGUGCAAUGAUGCCGUCAUUCAAAACAACACUCUAAUGGGGAAGCCGACAGAAGGCGCCUUGAUCGCACUUGCAAUGAAGAUGGGACUUGAUGGCCUUCAGCAGGACUACAUCAGGAAAGCGGAGUACCCGUUCAGCUCGGAGCAGAAGUGGAUGGCUGUUAAAUGUGUGCACCGAACACAACAGGACAGACCAGAGAUUUGUUUUAUGAAGGGCGCUUACGAGCAGGUGAUUAAGUACUGCACCACAUACCACAGCAGAGGGCAGUCCUUGAUGCUGACACAGCAGCAGAGAGAUCUGUACCAACAGGAGAAGGCAAGAAUGGGCUCAGCAGGACUCCGAGUUCUUGCUUUGGCGUCUGGUCCUGACCUGGGACAGCUGACAUUUCUUGGCUUGGUGGGAAUCAUCGAUCCUCCCAGGACUGGUGUGAAAGAAGCUGUCACGACUCUCAUUGCCUCGGGAGUGUCCAUCAAAAUGAUCACUGGAGAUUCCCAGGAGACUGCGGUCGCCAUCGCAAGUCGUUUGGGAUUAUAUUCUAAGACUUCCCAGUCGGUUUCUGGAGAAGAAAUAGAUGCCAUGGAUGUGCAGCAGCUCUCACAGAUUGUGCCCAAGGUUGCAGUGUUUUAUAGAGCUAGUCCCAGGCACAAGAUGAAAAUUAUUAAGUCUCUACAGAAGAACGGGUCAGUUGUAGCCAUGACGGGGGACGGAGUGAACGAUGCGGUUGCGCUGAAGGCUGCGGACAUCGGCGUUGCGAUGGGGCAGACGGGCACGGACGUUUGCAAAGAGGCCGCAGACAUGAUCCUCGUGGAUGACGACUUCCAAACCAUAAUGUCUGCAAUUGAAGAGGGUAAAGGGAUUUAUAAUAACAUUAAAAACUUCGUUAGAUUUCAGCUGAGCACGAGUAUAGCUGCAUUGACUUUGAUCUCCUUGGCUACAUUAAUGAACUUUCCUAACCCUCUCAACGCAAUGCAGAUCUUGUGGAUUAAUAUUAUUAUGGAUGGACCCCCAGCUCAGAGCCUUGGAGUAGAGCCGGUGGAUAAAGAUAUCAUUCGCAAACCUCCUCGCAACUGGAAGGACAGCAUUUUAACUAAAAACUUGAUACUCAAAAUACUUGUUUCAUCAAUAAUUAUUGUCUGCGGGACUUUGUUUGUCUUCUGGCGUGAGCUGCGAGACAACGUGAUAACCCCUCGGGACACGACCAUGACCUUCACGUGCUUUGUGUUUUUUGACAUGUUCAAUGCACUGAGCUCCAGGUCCCAGACCAAGUCUGUGCUGGAGAUCGGGCUCUGCAGCAACAGGAUGUUCUGCUACGCCGUCCUCGGGUCCAUCAUGGGCCAGCUGCUGGUCAUCUACUUCCCGCCGCUGCAGAAGGUCUUCCAGACCGAGAGCCUGAGCAUCCUGGACCUUUUGUUUCUCGUGGGUCUCACCUCGUCCGUGUGCGUCGUGGCAGAGAUCAUAAAGAAGGUGGAACGGAGCCGGGAGAAGAGCCGGAAGCACACUGGCUCGACGCCGUCGUCCUUUCUGGAAGUAUGAUGCAUAUUGCAUUCUUUAUUUGCAAGCUAGGAAUUGCAGUCUGAGGAUCAUUUAGAAGGGCAAAUUCAAGAGGAUACUGAAGAUUUGAGAACUUUUUAACUUUUCAUUGACUAAAAUGAACUUUAAUGUUAAAGACUUGAUUUGAGACUUUAACCUGCUGGCAGUCCCAAAUGAAAUUAUGCAACUUUGAUAACAUAUUCUUUGAUUUAAAUUGGCUUUUGCAAUUGAGUGGAACUUUAUAUAAAGCAUAUGGGCAAUUACUUAAUUAAAAAAAAAAAGGCAAAGCCUGAACCACAUUUUCCGCACUUGAAGAGGUCUAACAGUAUAAAUACACUAUCUAUCUUAGAUAGGAUAAAGAUUUUUUUUAUUUUUGAAUAUUGUACUAUUUAUGGUGGUGGGGCUUUCUUACUAAUGCACAAUAAAUUCAGUCAUUUCAAAGUCAUUCUUCUUGUUUUAGAAGAUGUGCCAUGUUUCAGCUACUGUAUUUUCUUUCUCCUGUCAUGUAAGCAGCUCCAAUAACUUGUGCCCCCAUUUUUGUAUCGCACAUUUUUUGCACAGGAAGUGACCACUGUCAAAUCACUGUUUUGUUUCUUUUUGUGACUGAAAAGCCAAUACUGCAAUUUGAAGUAAAUGUUUUCUUUUCUUA
Messenger RNA from Ochotona princeps (American pika), 4270 nucleotides. RefSeq names its product ATPase secretory pathway Ca2+ transporting 1 (gene ATP2C1). Gene Ontology annotation, molecular function: ATP binding; ATP hydrolysis activity; P-type calcium transporter activity. NCBI's taxonomy places the organism in Eukaryota, Metazoa, Chordata, Mammalia, Lagomorpha, Ochotonidae. The transcript has 28 exons. Gene Ontology annotation, biological process: calcium ion transmembrane transport; manganese ion transport; intracellular calcium ion homeostasis. The coding region runs from base 865 to 3624 and encodes 919 amino acids. The record is from RefSeq and is a predicted model, not a curated record. Gene Ontology annotation, cellular component: plasma membrane; Golgi membrane; endoplasmic reticulum.